UGUGUGAAUCAAUUUCCUCCCAAAUUCCCAAAUUUCAAAUCCCUUCCACACUCCCCCCUUUCUCUUUCUCUAAAAACAAUUUAACUCCACAGAAGUCACGUGCUAAUCACAUCCAAUUCACCAAAGAAGAAGGGGGAGAAAAACGAAAGUCACGUGCGAUAUAUGGCGGCCUCAUCGCCAGCCGCGACGAAGAGCACAAGCGAUACAACCACGACGACUGCUACGACGGCUACAGCCACUGCUGCUGCUGCUGCUGCUGCUGCCGCGACACCUUCCCCUCCGCUACCGUUUCAACGUAUGGACACGCCGCCUAAGACACAGCGUGGGCUUAAUAAGCCUAAGUGUAUUCAGUGUGGCAAUGUUGCCCGAUCCAGGUGCCCGUAUCGCUCAUGCAAGAGUUGUUGCUCAAAAGCACAAAAUCCAUGCCAUAUUCACGUUUUAAAGUCUAAUUCAGCUUAUCCAGAGAAGACACCAACUUCAAGCACUCCUUCAUCAGACCAGAAGGCAACUCAGGCUUCUUCUCAAGCGACUCCUUUAAGGGUUCCCUCAUUUCGGCAACUUUCCAAUGCUUUUGCACAAUUUGACAAUUUGCAGGUCCGCUCAAAGAAACACCUGACAAUAAAGGAUGCUGUAGCCUUAAAUGAAUGGAGGUUUUCCAAGUUGAAGGAAUUCAAGGACAGAAAUAUUGAAGUAGAAAAUGAAGCUUUUGAGCUGUACAUGCAGAAUAUUAGUUUACUUGAGGAAGUGUUUUCUACAAAAUCUAUUCACGAAGGGUCCAAUGAGGAUGAAGUGUCUAAGCCUAACCCCUCUUCUCAGGAAGAUGAGACUUGGAUGAUGACUUCAGAUCUGAAGUUGACACUAAGAUCAGACCCAGUGAGAACUGAUAACUCUAGAAAAAGGAUACAACAAAUUGUUGAUCAGGGAAUAAAAAAGCUUCAGAAAUGUGAAGCAGAUGAUGGUGCUAAUGACCCAGAUGACCAAAAUAAACAUGGUAGUAGGUUGAACAAGUUAAAAACCUUGUGGGUUGAGAGAGCUUCGGUUUUAAGUGACUUUGUUGACAAGUUAAACAAAGCUCGAAGUGAAGAGGAUCUAAAAUCUUGUUUGGAGAUGAAAGCACGGCUUUAUAAUCAAAGCAUUGAACAAGCAGACAGAAAAGUAGCAGAAACUAAAGAUGCUGAAGCAUUGACCAAGCAGGGUGCAGAGAAUGAUGUAACUCCCAGAAAAGUAGCAGAUUAUCUGUUGCCGAAAUUGUUUACACCAAUUGUGAUUGAUCAAGAAACUAUCAACAAAGUUGAUGUACAUUUCUCUUCCCUAGAGCAGAUUGAAGAUUUAUAAGUUUAAGCAGGAUUAUUCACUGAGGGACAGACUAGAUUCCAGGUUAACCCAUUGAGCUAUGAUUAAUGUUGAUGGUUAGAAUUUCUUUUUCACCCCUUUUUGGCUGAGUAGCAGUGGCUGAAAUUUAUUGUUGUAAUGUAGCCCCACUUAAUGUGCUUUAGCAGCUUAGUGUAGAAAAUAGUGUUGUUGAUAUUGCAGUUACUCUUCGCCUGAUAAAUUUGAAUGUAACAUAUCAGCAUUUUUGUGCCUAUUUUCGUACUUGCAUCGCGUUGUUA
This is a messenger RNA of Theobroma umbraticum, 1610 nucleotides long. RefSeq names its product electron carrier/iron ion-binding protein. The record is from RefSeq and is a predicted model, not a curated record. Lineage: Eukaryota; Viridiplantae; Streptophyta; Magnoliopsida; Malvales; Malvaceae.